Molecule: messenger RNA, 1607 nt
Organism: Rana temporaria (common frog)
Lineage: Eukaryota; Metazoa; Chordata; Amphibia; Anura; Ranidae
Product: transcription factor ETV7-like
Exons: 8
Coding region: 354-1337 (327 amino acids)
Biological process (GO): regulation of transcription by RNA polymerase II; cell differentiation
Cellular component (GO): nucleus
Molecular function (GO): DNA-binding transcription factor activity, RNA polymerase II-specific; sequence-specific DNA binding
Source: RefSeq, a predicted model, not a curated record
AGCAGUCUCUUUUAUUACUGAUUUAUCACUGACAUCUUCUAGGCCACAUAUCCCUUAUUUCCGUCUCUUGCAGUUUUAGCUUGGUCACAAAGUCACUUUCACUUCUACAAGGAAACAUUUACUUUCAGUUUACAGAGAAGACAGCGACCGUACAGGUUUCUCUAUUGACGCUGAUUCAGAUCUUUUCCUGGCAUCGGAUAUCCUAAAAUAUUUUUCCGUACAGGAAGUUACUAAGCACUCCUUCUUAUUUUAUAAGGUUAAUUCUCAGAUUUCAGUGGCUUAUCCAAAUUUACUUAAAGACCAGGGAGCAAGUGACACUGAAGUCUUUGGUUUCAUGUCCUCUGCAAUCAGCUAUGGACCUAUCAAAAACAAGCAACUAUCCCAUUUCUGUCGGCUAUAAGGUCAGACCAAUGAAAAAGCUUUCUACAAAGUUAACAGUACUGCCACAGUUUCCGCAGCGACUAUUUGAUCAUCGCCGAUCACAUUGCUCAUUCAUCGAAGAAGUCAUAUGUAAAGUUCCUGGAAGUCUCAGAAUUCAUCCAUCCCUGUGGAGUAAAGAGGAUAUCAUCCACUGGCUAAGAUGGGCAGAAGAAGAAUACUCUCUUGAUAAAACAGAUGACGGAAAGUUUAUACUGAAUGGAAGAGCCCUGUGCAUUCUUACAAAAGAAGACUUUAAAUCCCGCUCACCAAGUUCAGGUGAUGUUUUAUAUGAACUGCUACGAUGCAUUAAGACUCACAGACAAGGGCUCACCAGUCAUCCUGACUUCAGCCAGACAAUAAGAAAGUAUAACCAUCUUCAUACUAAGACUUGUAUAGAAACACCAAAAUGCCCUACAAAGACAAAAGAAACAGGUGUCGCAGACAGUAUCCUCCAAGAUGCGCCUCUCAAUCUUUCCCAGCGAAUGCCCAGAACUCAGGGGGAGCAAGAAUCUCCAAUAAAAGGGGGCUGCGUAGAUGGAAAAAUAAAAGAUUGCAGACUGCUGUGGGAUUAUUUGUACCAGCUACUUGAUGACAAGCGCUAUGAACCCUACAUUAAAUGGCAAGACAGAGAAUCAAAAGUGUUUCGAGUGGUGGAUCCAAACAAACUUGCUGCCCUGUGGGGAAAUCACAAGAAUCGUCCAAACAUGACCUAUGAGAAGAUGUCGAGAGCUAUGAGACAGUAUUACAAAAUCAAUCUUUUAAAAAAAGAAUUUGGACAGAAACUAACUUUUAGGUUUCUCAGGUCACCUAAGGAGAGAUUACCAUCGGAAAAGCUACAGCAGUUGGAAGCUAAUGAUGUAUUGGAUUCUAGUGAAGUAUUAGAUUUAAAUGAAGAUGGGUUUGCAGUUUCACCAUGAGAUUUUGCAUUACAUGGGUGUGGUUGUAAUUGUGUAAAUUAUGUUGACUAUUAUGUUUAAUAUGUAACACAUGACUGUAUAGGCUGUAUACAAAUGGGCAAGGCUAUUUGCUCCUUAGAGACCUAUAGUUUUCUAGGCUUUCAGACAUAUCCAGUUGUAUAAAAAAUGUGGUUCUAAGAAGAGGGACAGUGGGAAUUAGUAUGCCAAAUAAUUUAUUUUAUAUUGUAAUGCUUGUCAAACUCUUAGGAAACUUUCAAAUGUAUGUAAACA